CACAGCGCUGCUCACGCAUGCGCAGUGGGCACUUGGCUGUCCGCAUUCUCUUAUUCAUCUCCUGUACAGUCUGCAGUCUCUGGUCAUCCCCUAUACUGUCUGCAGUCUCUGGUCAUCCCCUGCACUGUCCGCAGUCUCUGGUCAUCCACUGCACUGUCCGCAGUCUCUGGUCAUUUCCUGCACCACGUCCGCAGUCUCUGGUCAUCCCCUGCACUGUCCGCAGUCCCUUGGUCAUCCCCUGUACUGUCCGCAGUCUCUGGUCAUCCCCUGUACUGUCCGCAGUCUCUGGUCAUCCCCUGUACUGUGUCUGCAGUCUCUGGUCAUUUCCUGUAGUACGUCCGCAGUCUCUGGUCAUCUCCUGUACUGUCCGCAAUCUCUGGUCAUCUCCUGUACUGUCUGCAGUCUCUGGUCGACUCCUGUAGUACGUCCGCAAUCUCUGGUCAUCUCCUGUACUGUGUCUGCAGUCUCUGGUCAUUUCCUGUACUAUGUCUGCAGUCCAUUGGUUCAGAAUAUUUUUUUUCUUGUUUUCCGCCUCUAA
This is a messenger RNA of Staurois parvus, 538 nucleotides long. The record is from the annotation of a GenBank genome assembly. Lineage: Eukaryota; Metazoa; Chordata; Amphibia; Anura; Ranidae.